Messenger RNA from Tyto alba (common barn owl), 5360 nucleotides. Its product is annotated as nodal modulator 1. The coding region runs from base 40 to 3669 and encodes 1209 amino acids. The transcript has 31 exons. Gene Ontology annotation, cellular component: endoplasmic reticulum membrane. The record is from RefSeq and is a predicted model, not a curated record. Gene Ontology annotation, molecular function: carbohydrate binding. NCBI's taxonomy places the organism in Eukaryota, Metazoa, Chordata, Aves, Strigiformes, Tytonidae.
CCGACGGCGCUGAGUCAGGGCGGUGGCGGCGGCGGCGGGAUGCGGGCCCGGGCGGCGGCCGCGCUGCUCUGCGCGUUGUGCUGCGCCCUGGCGCGGGGCUCGGAGGACAUCGUCGUGGGCUGCGGCGGCUUCGUGAAGUCCGACGUGGAGAUCAACUACUCCCUGAUCGAGAUUAAGUUAUAUACAAAACAUGGUACUCUGAAAUACCAGACAGACUGUGCUCCAAACAAUGGGUAUUUCAUGAUUCCCCUCUAUGAUAAGGGGGAUUUCAUUCUUAAAAUUGAGCCUCCCCUAGGGUGGAGUUUCGAACCAACCAGUGUAGACAUCCAUGUGGAUGGCAUUAAUGACAUUUGCACGAAGGGAGGUGAUAUUAACUUUGUGUUCACAGGAUUUUCUGUGAACGGAAAGGUUCUCAGCAAAGGUCAGACAUUAGGUCCUGCUGGAGUACAGGUUGUACUGAGAAAUGCUGGCAGUGACAUAAACAUACAAGCAACUAUUACACAACCUGGAGGAAAGUUUGCUUUCUUUAAAGUGCUUCCUGGUGAAUAUGAAAUCUUUGCAUCUCAUCCUACCUGGAUGUUGAAAGAGUCAAACACAGUGGUACGGGUGACAAGUUCUAAUGCUUAUGCUGCUAGCCCUCUGAUUGUUGCAGGCUACAAUGUUUCUGGGUCAGUAAGGAGUGAUGGAGAACCAAUGAAAGGGGUCAUGUUUCUCCUUUUCUCUUCUUCUGUCACUAAAGAGGAUGUUGUGGGCUGCAAUAUUUCUCCUGUGGAUGGAUUCCAGUCAAGAGAUGAGUCUCUAUCUUAUUUGUGCAAUGUUGUAUCAAAGGAAGAUGGAUCUUUCAGCUUUCUUUCUCUGCCAAGUGGGAAAUAUACUGUGAUACCGUUCUACAGGGGAGAGAGAAUUACCUUUGAUGUUGCACCAUCUAGAUUGGAGUUCCUCGUAGAGCAUGACAGUUUACAGAUUGAGCCUGUUUUCCAUGUGAUGGGUUUCUCUGUCACAGGCAGGGUGUUGAAUGGGCCUGAAGGAGAAGGAGUUGCUGAUGCCACUGUGACUCUGAACAAUCAGAUUAAAGUAAAAACAAAAGCUGACGGCUCUUUCCGCCUUGAGAACAUAACAACAGGUACAUACACAAUUCAUGCCAGGAAAGAGCAUCUGUUCUUCGAUACUAUUACUGUGAAGAUUGCACCAAAUACACCUCAGCUGGCAAAUAUCAUUGCAACAGGAUUCAGUGUGUGUGGCUGGAUCUCAGUAGCUCGUUUCCCUGACACAGUCAAACAGCUUAGUAAAUACAAGGUAACCAUGAUGCCUCAAGACAAGGACAAAGCAUCACUGAUUACAACAGAAACUGACCCGCAUGGAGCAUUUUGUUUUAAGGCAAAAUCGGGUACAUACAAUGUUCAGGUAAUUAUUCCAGAAGCUGAGACUAGAGCAGGAUUGGCUUUGAAACCCAAGAUGUUCCCUGUUACUGUUACAGACAGACCUGUAAUGGAUGUGACCUUCUCUCAGUUUUUGGCAUCUGUCUCAGGGAAGAUCUCUUGUUUAGAUGCUUGUGGUGAUCUGGUGGUGACAUUACAGUCUGUGAGCCGCCAGGGUGAAAAACGCAACCUGCAGCUCUCUGGAAGCAUGGACUCAGUGGCAUUCACAUUUGAAAAUGUACUACCUGGCAAAUACAAAGUAAGCAUUGUACAUGAAGACUGGUGCUGGAAGAAUAAGUCUUUGGAGUUGGAAGUCAUGGAGGAAGAUGUUUCAGGAGUAGAAUUCAGGCAGACUGGAUAUAUGCUGAGGUGUUCUCUUUCUCAUGCAAUUACACUGGAAUUUUAUCAGGAUGGAAAUGGACCAGAGAAUGUUGGUGUUUAUAACCUGUCCAAAGGAGUUAAUAGAUUCUGUCUUUCAAAGCCAGGUGUAUAUGAAGUGACCCCACGUUCCUGCCACCAGUUUGAACAUGACUAUUACACUUAUGACACGUCCUCUCCUAGCAUACUGACGCUCACUGCAGUUCGACACCAUGUCCUUGGCACAAUUGUAACCGAUAAACUGAUGGAUGUGACUAUUACCAUUAAGUCAUCCAUUGACAGUGAACCUGCCUUAGUUUUAGGGCCCCUGAAAUCUCUACAGGAGUUACGUAGGGAGCAGCAGCUUGCAGAAAUUGAGACCCGCCGACAGGAGAGAGAAAAGAAGGGGCAAGAGGAGGAAGGAACAAAACCACCAGUGCAAGAAAUGGUAGAGGAACUCCAUGGACCUUUCUUGUAUGAAUUUUCCUACUGGGCAAGGUCUGGAGAGAAAAUUACUGUGACACCGUCAUCAAAAGAGCUGCUUUUCUACCCAGCAUAUGUGGAAACAGUUGUUAGUGGAGAGAGUUGUCCUGGAAAGCUGAUAGAGAUUCAUGGAAAAGCAGGCUUAUUUCUGGAAGGGCGAAUUCAUCCUGAACUGGAAGGUGUUGAGAUUGUCAUUGGUGAAAAGGGAGCAACUUCUCCACUUAUAACGGUUUUCACCGAUGGCAAAGGUGCUUACAGUGUUGGGCCUCUCCACAGUGACUUGGAAUAUACAGUUACUGCUCAGAAGGAAGGGUUUGUUUUAACUGCAGUAGAAGGAACGGUUGGGGACUUCAAAGCUUUUGCUCUUGCUGGAGUGACAUUUGAGAUCAAAUCAGAGGAUGACCAGGCUCUUGCUGGAGUUCUCUUGUCUCUCAGUGGAGGGAUGUUUCGAUCCAACCUCCUUACACAGGAUAAUGGCAUGCUGACUUUUUCCAAUCUGAGCCCAGGGCAGUAUUAUUUUAAACCCAUGAUGAAAGAGUUUCGCUUUGAACCAUCCUCACAAAUGAUUGAAGUGCAGGAAGGACAAAAUCUUAAAAUUCGGAUAACUGGUUACAGAACAGCUUACAGCUGUUACGGCACAGUUUCUUCUUUAAAUGGAGAGCCUGAGCAGGGAGUCUCAGUAGAAGCUGUGGGGCAGAAGGACUGUAGCAUCUAUGGAGAAGACACAAUAACUGAUGAAGAGGGCAAAUUCAGGCUACGUGGCCUUCUGCCUGGUUGUGUGUAUCAUGUCCAACUCAAAGCUGAAGGCAAUGAUCACAUCGAAAGAGCUUUGCCACAGCAUCGGGCAAUUGAGGUUGGGAACAGUGACAUCGAUGAUGUUAAUAUUAUAGCAUUCCGACAAAUUAAUCAAUUUGAUUUAAGUGGAAAUGUAAUUACAUCUUCCGAAUAUCUCUCCACAUUAUGUGUGAAGCUCUACAAAAGUGAAAAUCUUGACAACCCAAUUCAUACAGUCAACUUAGGCCUAUCCCUAUUUUUCCAUUUCCCACCACUGCUCCGAGAUGGAGAGAAUUAUGUGGUGCUCCUGGAUUCUACACUGUCUAAAUCACAGUAUGACUACACCCUGCCUCAAGUUUCAUUCACUGCUAUUGGGUAUCAUAAGCACAUUACACUGAUCUUCAGUCCCACUAGGAAGCUGCCUGAACAAGAUAUUGCCCAAGGAUCUUACAUUGCGUUACCACUGACACUGCUUCUGUUGUUGGCUGGUUACAACCACGAUAAGCUUAUUCCCUUAUUGCUGCAGCUGACAACUCGACUGCAAGGAGUGCGGGCUCUUGGACAGACGGGUUCUGACACAGGUGGCUCAGAGGAUGCAAAGAGACAAACGAAAAAACAGAAGACAAGACGGACGUGAGAUGAAAGGAUGAUUGCUUGAAGUGGUGCUCCGUCAAACUGGAGCCUGAGGAAGCGAAGCCACUAAAACAUGUUUUUGUUGAAUUUGCGGACUUUACAUUUUCGUUGUUGCUACAUGAGCACUGUUUGUCACAUGAGCUCCAUUUUGGUUGUAAAUUUUAUAUGAAGUCUAUAGAUUUCCUUGUUGUAAAGUAAUGAAAUUAAUGCUUCUGUCGUGACUGUGAGUGCGUCUCACAUACUUGAAGAUGAUUAAUGUUUUGGUUUUUUUUUUUUUCUUUUCAGUGGAACAGAUCAUUCUGUCUUCAUUAAUGAUUUGUAAAAGCAGUGGUAGUAGACUGCUUGACUUCACUUUCAGUCUCUAUGUUUUGGGAUCAUUUUUCCUUACCUUUUGAAAUACCCACUUUACAGAAGCAGCACACAGGGAUUUUACUAUAGCAGUGGUGCUUGAAACAAAGUUUUGGGGACAUACAUGAACGAGUAAGUCACAUCUUUGGCACUUACAGUUCAGCAGCUUGAUUGAGCCAGUCUGUCAUCUGCACAGCUGUGAUUUCAGUUCUUAUCCAAUGAUUAUGUUAUCUUUGAUUAAAAUCAAGUUUUUGCCCUAUGAAGACAAAUGGUUAAUGUCAGGCAAGUUCUGAACACUGCAAAAGUAGUGUUUAAAUUUCAGUUUCAUAUGCAGUGUGAUCUCUUUAGACCUCCAGUAUUCCUGAAGUGGCUCCAGCUGGUUGUACUAUUCUUUCCAAAACUGUACUGUGUUCUCGGUGACACCUAUUCACUCGUGUGGCUGUCAUGUCUCCUGCUCAGGUCAUGUGCAACCUUUUUGCCAAUUGAUGAUUGAUUUCCACCCCCACACACACACUUUUACCUUUUUUUUUUUUUUUUUACUUUAAGAAACGUCAGCUUUUUGAAAAUGUACAGUCCAACCUGUACAGUCCCAGUAAUGUAGUCUGUAAUAAAUAACUGUUUCUUACAGGCUAUCUUUUGACUCUUGUUUGAAGUAGACAGUUGGACAUACACAGUUUAAAUGUUAAUGGGGCUUUUUAUUGACAAAUAUCAUAAAGGUUAAUAGAGCUUUUGAAAGAUACACAUAAAUGCCUACAAAUAUUGCAAAGAUAUUGGUACUGCCAGUAAGUGGCAAUGUUUCUCUUUUACAGUACUUGAAGUAAAGUCCCUUUACAUUUAAAUAUUUAAGCUUACAAAGCCGACCAUUCUUAGAAACAUGGAUGGUAAAGGUUUGAUGCUCUUUUUGUUGGUAUUUUGCAUUAGUUUGGGCUUAAAUAAUGAAAACUUAAUUUGGUGAUCAUUCUAAUCUCAGAGGGAAAUUCUAUCAAGAUCGUAAUAAAAAUUAAGAAUGUUGGAAAAGCAUGUAUAUAUAGAGUUUGAGAUGAAGCUCUAAGAAACUAUCAUGCUCUCUACUUAAUGACCUUGAAUUUUAUAUUGCUGUGAUGAAAUAUAUGGAGAAAAAACAACAUGUUGUAAGACUUGUAAUAAAUUGUACAUUUUCAAUACAUCUUUAUUUUAAACUGGUGAAUGUUAAGAAAGGUAUUGCUACUUUGGAGGAAUGUAUAAAGAAGAAAUGCACGUGUCCAUGUGCCUUGAGUGAGUACCAGAUAUUCUGACCUGUGGGACUUGCUGAUGAUUGACCUUAAACAUUGGAAAUGCUGUUAAUAAAAAUUAAAAAAAAAAAAAAAA